AGACGCGCCCAGACGGCCGCGAUGGCGCUGUUGGCCGGCGGGCUCUCCAGAGGGCUGGGCUCCCACCCGGCCGCCGCAGGCCGGGACGCGGUCGUCUUCGUGUGGCUUCUGCUUAGCACCUGGUGCACAGCUCCUGCCAGGGCCAUCCAGGUGACCGUGUCCAACCCCUACCACGUGGUGAUCCUCUUCCAGCCUGUGACCCUGCCCUGUACCUACCAGAUGACCUCGACCCCCACGCAACCCAUCGUCAUCUGGAAGUACAAGUCUUUCUGCCGGGACCGCAUCGCCGAUGCCUUCUCCCCGGCCAGCGUCGACAACCAGCUCAAUGCCCAGCUGGCAGCCGGGAACCCAGGCUACAACCCCUACGUUGAGUGCCAGGACAGCGUGCGCACCGUCAGGGUCGUGGCCACCAAGCAGGGCAACGCUGUGACCCUGGGAGAUUACUACCAGGGCCGGAGGAUUACCAUCACCGGAAAUGCUGACCUGACCUUUGACCAGACGGCGUGGGGGGACAGUGGUGUGUAUUACUGCUCCGUGGUCUCAGCCCAGGACCUCCAGGGGAACAAUGAGGCCUACGCAGAGCUCAUCGUCCUUGGGAGGACCUCAGGGGUGGCUGAGCUCUUACCUGGUUUUCAGGCGGGGCCCAUAGAAGACUGGCUCUUCGUGGUUGUGGUAUGCCUGGCUGCCUUCCUCAUCUUCCUCCUCCUGGGCAUCUGCUGGUGCCAGUGCUGCCCGCACACUUGCUGCUGCUACGUCAGGUGCCCCUGCUGCCCAGACAAGUGCUGCUGCCCCGAGGCCCUGUAUGCCGCCGGCAAAGCAGCCACCUCAGGUGUUCCCAGCAUUUAUGCCCCCAGCACCUAUGCCCACCUGUCUCCCGCCAAGACCCCACCCCCACCAGCUAUGAUUCCCAUGGGCCCUGCCUACAACGGGUACCCUGGAGGAUACCCUGGAGACGUUGACAGGAGUAGCUCAGCUGGUGGCCAAGGCUCCUAUGUACCCCUGCUUCGGGACACGGACAGCAGUGUGGCCUCUGAAGUCCGCAGUGGCUACAGGAUUCAGGCCAGCCAGCAGGACGACUCCAUGCGGGUCCUGUACUACAUGGAGAAGGAGCUGGCCAACUUCGACCCUUCUCGACCUGGCCCCCCCAGUGGCCGUGUGGAGCGGGCCAUGAGUGAAGUCACCUCCCUCCACGAGGACGACUGGCGAUCUCGGCCUUCCCGGGGCCCUGCCCUCACCCCGAUCCGGGAUGAGGAGUGGGGUGGCCACUCCCCCCGGAGUCCCAGGGGAUGGGACCAGGAGCCCGCCAGGGAGCAGGCAGGCGGGGGCUGGCGGGCCAGGCGGCCCCGGGCCCGCUCCGUGGACGCCCUGGACGACCUCACCCCGCCGAGCACCGCCGAGUCAGGGAGCAGGUCUCCCACGAGUAAUGGUGGGAGAAGCCGGGCCUACAUGCCCCCGCGGAGCCGCAGCCGGGACGACCUCUAUGACCAAGACGACUCGAGGGACUUCCCACGCUCCCGGGACCCCCACUACGACGACUUCAGGUCUCGGGAGCGCCCUCCUGCCGACCCCAGGUCCCACCACCACCGUACCCGGGACCCUCGGGACAACGGCUCCAGGUCCGGGGACCUCCCCUAUGAUGGGCGGCUACUGGAGGAGGCUGUGAGGAAGAAGGGGUCGGAGGAGAGGAGGAGACCCCACAAGGAGGAGGAGGAAGAGGCCUACUACCCGCCCGCGCCGCCCCCGUACUCGGAGACCGACUCGCAGGCGUCCCGAGAGCGCAGGCUCAAGAAGAACUUGGCCCUGAGUCGGGAAAGUUUAGUCGUCUGAUCUGACGUUUUCUACGUAGCUUUUGUAUUUUUUUUUUUAAUUUGAAGGAACACUGAUGAAGCCCUGCCAUACCCCUCCCGAGUCUAAUAAAACGUAUAAUCACAA
Homo sapiens (human) is the source of this 1932-nucleotide messenger RNA. RefSeq names its product lipolysis stimulated lipoprotein receptor (gene LSR). The record is from RefSeq and is marked validated. Bases 22 to 1827 code for a protein of 601 amino acids. The transcript is spliced from 10 exons. Lineage: Eukaryota; Metazoa; Chordata; Mammalia; Primates; Hominidae. Gene Ontology annotation, cellular component: bicellular tight junction; plasma membrane.